AUGACUGACAACUACCGAACCGAGCGAGCGGGUUCUUUCGCCUCUUCCUCUACCGAGACCGCGACUCUUCACGAGCUGACCAAAUUGGACCCCAUGGAGGACAGCGUGCACAAUCUCAAGGCCCAGAACGAUGAAGAGGCCGCUGAGGAAAAUGAGAAACUGUUGCCCAAGGCGAACGAGAAGGAGGACCCCGCGAAGGCCAGCUUUUCUUCCGCCGUCGUGUGGAUGGUUGUCAACACCUUGGCGACUAUCGGAAUCGUCUUCACAAACAAGGCCAUCUUCUCCGACCCUCAAUGGAAGUUGUGUCAACUCACGUUUGCGAGUUUUCACUUCCUCGUUACGUUUCUGACGCUCCACAUUCUCUCGCGUCCUACCUUUGCCUACUUCACCCCGCGCCGGGCUGCGAUCAAGGACCUCCUCCCCCUGUCUAUCGCCAUGUGUCUGAACGUCAUCUUGCCGAACUUGUCGCUGGCCUUUUCCUCUGUUACCUUCUACCAGAUUGCACGUAUUCUCCUGACGCCAACCGUCGCCCUUAUGAACUUUAUCUUGUACAAGGCGACCCUGCCUCGAAAUGCGAUCAUGGCUCUCAUUCCUGCUUGCCUCGGCGUCGGAAUGGUGUCUUACUACGACUCACUGCCUACCAACGACGACAAGAUCAAGGCGACCUCGGGAUUGGGCGUUUUCUUCGCCUUCUCUGGUAUUUUCGCUUCCUCACUGUACACAGUUUGGAUUGCUAGCUACCACCGCAAGCUUCAAAUGUCGAGCAUGCAGCUCCUGUACAAUCAGGCGCCUAUUGCCUCGUUCAUGCUGCUUUAUGUCAUUCCCUUUGUUGACACCUUCCCCGAUUGGAUGACCGUUCCUGGCAACCGCUGGCUCAUGAUUGCCAUGUCUGGCGCCUUUGCUUCGCUCAUCAACAUUUCUCAAUUUUUCAUUAUCGCUCAGACCGGACCAGUGUCAAGUACCGUUGUUGGCCACCUCAAGACCUGUACCAUUGUCGCCCUCGGUUGGAUGGUCUCUGGACGGGCAAUUGGUGACAAGUCGAUCAUGGGUGUCUUUGUUGCCAUUGGUGGUAUCAUCGGGUAA
This is a messenger RNA of Colletotrichum truncatum, 1083 nucleotides long. RefSeq lists its product as uncharacterized. Gene Ontology annotation, cellular component: Golgi apparatus. NCBI's taxonomy places the organism in Eukaryota, Fungi, Ascomycota, Sordariomycetes, Glomerellales, Glomerellaceae. The record is from RefSeq and is a predicted model, not a curated record. Gene Ontology annotation, molecular function: antiporter activity; nucleotide-sugar transmembrane transporter activity.